Messenger RNA from Nasonia vitripennis (jewel wasp), 105 nucleotides. Its product is annotated as dolichyl-diphosphooligosaccharide--protein glycosyltransferase subunit 4. The record is from RefSeq and is marked validated. The transcript has a single exon. Gene Ontology annotation, cellular component: oligosaccharyltransferase complex. Bases 1 to 105 code for a protein of 34 amino acids. NCBI's taxonomy places the organism in Eukaryota, Metazoa, Arthropoda, Insecta, Hymenoptera, Pteromalidae.
AUGAUCACUGACGUGCAGUUGGCUAUUUUCUCCAAUAUUUUGGGAGUUACGCUGUUUUUCUUGGUUUUCCUCUUCCACUACAUCAACGCCAAUUAUUCUAGAUAG